Molecule: messenger RNA, 282 nt
Organism: Pyricularia grisea
Lineage: Eukaryota; Fungi; Ascomycota; Sordariomycetes; Magnaporthales; Pyriculariaceae
Exons: 2
Coding region: 22-150 (42 amino acids)
Source: RefSeq, a predicted model, not a curated record
CACAAAAGUCUUCUCGAAGGCAUGCCGAGCAACGCUAGAAGCUUUUGCCUGCGCUUACGGUAUUCUGUCUGUCUGCCCAGCCCGCGGUGCAUGUCGGAUUGUCAACCAAGCGAAGCCAAGUUUUCUUGCGGUUUCUCGCGUCGUAAGUAAGCAAUGCACAACUCCAAGAGACAAGACGGACAAGACGGACGGGAUCGCCAAGCGUCGGGGAGACUAUGCUUAGCAUGCUUGAUGUUUUUGCUAUAGGUAAUUCGGACAACGAACAACGAUUAUCAGUUUGCC